AUGGCUUCCCUGAUGGGCCGCCUUCUACUUCUGCCCAGCGCUUUACUGGCAUUGAGCGCUUCCUAUGCUUAUGCGAGCGCAUUGGAAAUACGCGACGAUAAUUCGACCACAGUCCCAGCGCCCAUAUCAUUCUCCCCGGACCAGAGCUGGCUGGGCAUUGACGGAUCGUGGUCGACGUUCACCUUACGAGUUGGAACCCCAGCGCAGUCCGUGAAAGCGCUCAUAUCCUUUGCCUCGUAUCAGACAUGGGUGGUGCUGCCUCAAGGAUGCCAGGCCGCUACGGACGAGGACGCAUGCGCGCAGACAAGAGGAGGCAUAUUCGACAACAACACCUCGUCUACGUUUGAAUACAUAGGCAUAUACGAUCUGUGGAUCGAGAGGAAUCUGGGCUAUGACGGGAACGCGAUCUACGGCUAUGAUGUUGUCGGUCUGGGCUUGAACGGACAAGGCGGUCCUACUCUGAAGAACACCACAGUUGGAGCAUUGGCCGUGGAGGACUUCUACCUGGGUAUGUUUGGCGUCAACCCCAAGCCGACCAACUUCACCAGCUUCAACGAGGGAUCGCCUAGCUAUAUCACUCAGCUCAAGGAACAGAACUAUAUUCCAAGCGUUUCUUUUGGAUACACUGCCGGCGCCAAAUACCGAUUCACUGGAGCUCUGGCCUCGCUGACCUUGGGAGGAUACGACAGCUUCAAGUUUGUCGACAACGACGUGACCUUCCAGUUCGCCGCCGACAACAGUCGCGAUCUAGUCGUCGCUAUACAGUCCAUCAAUACGCCCUCGCAGAUUAAGUCUUCCCCAAACCCAACCGAGCUACUACCCAAUCCAAUUUACGCGUACAUCGAUGCCACAGUGCCCCAGAUCUGGCUCCCUCUGGAGGCUUGUCAGGUCUUUGAGAACGAAUUCGGUCUGAUUUACGACAACACGACAGAACUGUAUCUGGUCAACAACACGCUGCAUCAGGCUUUACUGGAUCGUGACGCCAACGUUACGUUCCAAUUCGGCCAAGGCUUCACAGGAGCGAAUGUACAAGUAACAUUACCAUACGCAGCGUUCGAUCUGGAGGUGCAGCCGCCCUAUCCUAACAUUGUAAACACCACGAAAUACUUCCCGCUUCGACGUGCGAUGAACGCUACCCAGUAUACAUUGGGACGGACCUUCCUUCAAGAGGCUUACAUUGCCGUCGAUUGGGAGUCUGCGACGUUCAACGUGUCACAGGUCUUGUGGCAGGAGACCCAACAACAGAACCUAAUUCCUAUUGUGCCCAUAUCUGAAAAGGGCGGAAGCGGCUCGGGGUACCCAGGGACCAACACUGCGGGUGAUAAUGAUGAGUCUUCCAGUAGUCUCUCUGGAGGAGCCAUCGCUGGCAUUGCCGUAGGGGCCGUCGCAGGAGUGGUCAUUCUCGCGCUUGCAGCUCUUUUCUUCUACCGACGAAAGAACCAAAGUAGUAAGAAGGCAAUCGACGAAAAGACGGCGGCAGCUUCAGGUAAUGGACCCACUCUGGCCAGACAAUCCAGCAGACAAGUUUACCCCAAAGCUGAGCUGGAAGGAAACGGAACGCCCAUCAUGGAAGGCAGGGGCCUCUUAUCAGCACAUGCAUCGACGCCUCGAAGCGCACCAGGUACUCCGCAUUCUGUGGUCUCUCCGGCCAGUGCGGGUUACUUUGCUGGUGGAGCUGUGUCAACCCCUUCGCCUACUACACCAUCGGGUGAAGGAACGCACUCCAGCACGCAAAGCAACCGACUAUUCUCGCCUCUAUCUGAAACAGCCAGCGAGGCGGACAGUCGAGAGCGUCACAUCUACGAGAUGCCAGGCGACAUGCCAGUCAUUCGUGAGAAGGAUGGCAAAGCCUUGAGCGAGAAGGAGGCACUCGCAAGACGGCAGAUGAUCAACAAUGGCGUCGAUUCGGCGUCUAAUUCUGCUUCUGUCGUCAAUGAAGGUGUCAGGGAGCCGAGACGGAUUGACCCUCAGGAGGUCGUGCAGAGUUCUUCUCAACUGAGGGAUCCGACGCUGCAUCGGCAGUUUUCGUUCGAGAUGGACAGUGAGCAGUGA
Messenger RNA from Zasmidium cellare ATCC 36951, 2052 nucleotides. RefSeq lists its product as uncharacterized. Bases 1 to 2052 code for a protein of 683 amino acids. The record is from RefSeq and is a predicted model, not a curated record. Lineage: Eukaryota; Fungi; Ascomycota; Dothideomycetes; Mycosphaerellales; Mycosphaerellaceae. The transcript has a single exon.